UAACAAAGGAAGUUGUUGCUAUGGGAACUGGAACAAAAUGUAUUGGCCAAAACAAAAUGAGAAAAAACGGAGAUAUUCUGAAUGACAGUCAUGCUGAAAUUGUGGCCAAGAGGAGCUUCCAGAGAUAUCUUCUCCAUCAGAUGUGGCUGGCAGCUUCCCAUCAGCAAUGCAGUAUCUUUAUUCCGGGAUCUGAAACUGGGAAGUGGAAACUCAGACCAAAUACUGUAUUUGUUUUCUUCUCCAGUCACACCCCAUGUGGAGAUGCUUCUAUUAUUCCAAUUAGUGAACCAGAGAACCAGCUUUCUAAGCCAGUGACUGGAGAUGAUACAGUUGGGCAAUCAGCAGAGUGUAGAAGUAACCAUGAUCAUUUGGGUCCAGAAGGUAAAAGGAAAUCAGAGGAAAUGGCAAGUGAUCAUGUACUCAAGAGAAUGAAAACUGACGAUGGUGGUUGCUUUUCCGUAAUGACUGAAGAUACUGUUCAGCAAGUAUCUGUGAAACCAGAAGGCGACACAAAUCCAAAGAGCUGUGGAUGUUCUGCAGAGAUGCAAACAGCUAAUAAGGAGACUGGCUUAGGGAGACCGAAAAUAGUAGAUGUUUAUAGAACUGGAGCAAAAUGUGUACCUGGAGAGCUGGGUGAUGCCCGAACACCUGGCCUAGGGUACCACCGUGUGGGAUUAUUACGAGUGAAGCCAGGUCGUGGGGAUGCAACACGCUCUAUGUCCUGCAGUGAUAAACUGGCUCGUUGGAAUGUGUUAGGGUGUCAAGGAGCUCUUUUGAUGCAUUUCCUGCAGUAUCCAGUGUAUCUGUCAGCAAUUAUAGUGGGGAAGUGUCCAUAUAGCCAAGAAGCUAUGCGGAGAGCAAUUAUUGAAAGGUGUCAGCAUAUCUCAUUUUUACCAGAUGGUUUUCUCCCUCAGGAGGUUGAACUACUGCAAUCAGAUCUCCAAUUUGAACAUAGCCGUCAGGCAAUUCAGGAAGUUCAAACCAACAGCAAAACAAAACUUGUUCCUUGUAGUGCAGCUAUCAGUUGGAGCGCAGUCCCUGAGCAGCCUCUGGAUGUCACCUCAGAUGGCUUCCGGCAGGGGACAACAAGGAAGGGUAUUGGAAGCCAUCAGAGCAGAUCCAAGAUCUGUAAAGUGGAACUCUUCCAUACAUUUCAAGAGCUGGUGACAAGUAUUUCACAAGAGAAUCUACCAGACACUCUCCGGAUGAAGACUCUAGAAACCUACUGGGACUACAAGGAAGCUGCAUUAAAUUAUCAAGAAGCCUGGAAAGUGCUGCGUAGCCAAGCUCUGCUGGGUUGGGUCAAGAAUACCAAGGAAUAUCUGCACUUCACAUGAGAAUACAUGCGGCUAUGUAAAUCCAGCAAUAAGUCCUGGUGCACAGCAGAUACCUCUGCAGUUUGACGGCUAGAAGUAGAUGUCCUCUAGUUCAUGUGCUGUAAGGAGACAGGAGUGAAAAGAAAAGCAAUUUAGAGA
Tauraco erythrolophus (red-crested turaco) is the source of this 1475-nucleotide messenger RNA. The record is from RefSeq and is a predicted model, not a curated record. NCBI's taxonomy places the organism in Eukaryota, Metazoa, Chordata, Aves, Musophagiformes, Musophagidae.